Molecule: messenger RNA, 2532 nt
Organism: Cimex lectularius (bed bug)
Lineage: Eukaryota; Metazoa; Arthropoda; Insecta; Hemiptera; Cimicidae
Gene: Picot
Product: putative inorganic phosphate cotransporter
Exons: 7
Coding region: 178-1797 (539 amino acids)
Biological process (GO): monoatomic anion transport; transmembrane transport
Molecular function (GO): transmembrane transporter activity
Source: RefSeq, a predicted model, not a curated record
GAAGGAGCGAUUGCGCAAAAAUGACUGAAACUGCCUUGGACAACCCACGGCUGACUCGUUCGUGUAACCGGCUUUUAAAAAUCUGUGACAAUUUGACCACGCCAGACUCCGCGGCUUUCUGGACCCGACGUAGCAGCAGGUGGAAGGGGGUCCCCCCAGUGCCGAUUAGGAUAUCUCAUGGCAAAGAUAAGAACAGGCCACCCCGUGGCUUUCGUCUGUCGUUUGUGUCAGUUUUGGCUGAGAUACCGGGCCGGCGAGUUUGGUUUUAAAAAGAUGCCGAUCCAAAACGGUGGAAAGCACGUGCUCGUCUGGGAACAGCCGGGCCUCGAUGAAGAAGAAAGGGUGGUGAAGCCGAAAGGAUGGUUUGGAACAAGGCAUGUGGUGACUGUUAUGCUGUUCUUGGGAAUGGCGAAUGCUUACACAAUGAGGACAAACAUGUCUGUAGCUAUAGUCGCCAUGGUGAAUCAAACAGCGCUACCAAAGGACCCAACGAUUGUCACUGAUGAGUGUGGAGAGGGUCCAUUAAUAAACAAAAACGACUCUCAUGUGCACCAUAAGGAUGGUCCUUUCUUAUGGAACACAGAAGAGCAGGGGUAUAUCCUCAGUGCAUUUUUCUACGGUUACUGCAUCACACAGAUACCAUGCGGUAUCCUGGCAAAGAAGUAUGGCUCAAAAUGGUUCCUCGGAGGUGGUAUGCUCCUCAACUCAGUGUUCGGAAUGUUGGUGCCAUUGGCUGCCAGUUAUGGUCAAGUCAGUCUCAUCAUCAUCAGGUUCAUCCAGGGGCUAGGGGAAGGUCCGAUUGUCCCUUGCACACAUGCCAUGCUGGCAAAAUGGAUUCCUCCUAAUGAGCGAAGCCGAAUGGGCGCUAUCGUCUAUGCCGGGGCUCAAUUCGGAACAGUCGUCUCGAUGCCUCUCAGUGGCAUUCUGUCAGAUGUGGACGAACUCGGAGGAUGGCCUUCCAUCUUCUACUUUUUCGGGGUUCUCAGCACCAUCUGGGCUGUUGCUUUUCUCCUCACCGUGUACGAAGACCCAGACUCCCAUCCGACCAUAGAUGAGAAUGAGAAAAAAUACAUUAUCAGCACUGUCUGGGGCACAGGCGGAGUGUCUUCUCCUCCCGUACCCUGGAUGUCCAUUCUGAAAUCAAAGCCUUUCUGGGCCAUCCUAAUUGCCCACAUCGGACAGAACUACGGUUAUGAAACUUUAAUGACUGAACUGCCAACAUUCAUGAAGCAAGUUUUGCGAUUCAACAUAAAGGAGAAUGGAGUCCUCUCAGCUCUUCCUUACCUUGCUAUGUGGUUUUUCUCAGUCUCUUCCAGCUGUCUUGCAGAUUACUUAAUAACAACAAAGAAAUUGUCUCAUACGACAACGAGAAAAGUUGCAAAUGGAUUUGGACACUUCAGCCCAGCUUUGGCACUGAUCCUGGCCUCUUACACUGGUUGCAACCCCUAUCUGACCGUUUCAAUUCUGACCAUCGGUGUUGGCCUGAAUGGUGGGAUAUAUUCCGGAUUCAAAGUCAACCAUCUGGACAUCUCACCGAGAUUUGCAGGGAUACUGAUGUCCUUCACAAAUUUCAGCGCUAACAUGGCCGGCUUGGUCGCACCGAUCAUAGCAGGUCAUAUUAUCCACGGAAGGCCCACACAAGCUGCAUGGAGGGAGGUGUUCUUCGUAGCGUCUUCUGUCUAUAUAGUCUGUAAUAUCUUCUACCUCGUUUUUGCGACGAGCAAGAGGCAGCCCUGGGAUGACCCGUCCAAAGAUAAGCCCACGCCGAGCAAAGAUAUCGUCGAAAGCGUUCACUGAGACUGUCGAUUACGCUGUGAUGAAAGCGGAGAUCCUUUUUUUUUUAUUUAAGUCAACAGACUGAUUCGUGCCUUAAACAGGGUAUAAUCAUUAUUUAGUAACUCGAAACCUCCUCAGACUUGUAUUCAUUACUCAGAAUGGAUGUCAUUGUUCAAUAAUUAUUUGUAAUAUUUGUUUUAAUUGUUAUAUUGUACAGAAAGUUUUUAACAUGUAUAUAAAAAUGUAUAGCUAUAGGUUUUUACUUGCACAUAUUGUAUUUAUUUGUCUGGAUUUUUGUUUUGUUUUUAUAUUUUGCCUUUUUGUUUAAUUUUGACUUUUUAUUUUAUUUUAUUUUUUAAAUAUCAAAAAGUUUAAUGUACCUGUGGAGAAAUACUUUCAAGAUUAUUUCUAUGAACAAUCCAAAAUUUAUUCAAGUACAUUCCUUUUGAAUAUUUGAAUAUAUUUUAUUUUUAUUAUGAAUAGAUUUCAGCCCUGUAUUUUUAUUUUUAUUUUUUAUAUUGCAUAGUCAAAAUUUUAGAAACAACUAGUGAUUUUCUAUUUGCCUAUGAAAAAAAAAGAUUUUGCCAUACAUUAUUUUGCAAUGAAAUACACUGUGUAUUAUAAUAAUAUAUAAAAUAAAUGUAAAGAAAAACAAUUUGGGGUUUUCCUGAAGUGUUAUUUUUUUAAAACUGGAAAUUUGAAAGCACACCCAGUCGAAUGAGUGAGAUCUGAAAUAAAGACUAAUUUUUACAAGAA